AUUAUAAUAAUUAUGUUGCAAUCAGCCACGCCUACCUGCUUCUCCACAUGGUAUGAGGAACUGACACAAGUUCAUCUAUAUAAAUCUGAACCUCCUGUCUGAAACUCCUGAUAGCUGUCAAAAUGCCUGUUCCACAAACUGGAGUUGCGGAUCCCACUCAGUCCAGCUGGGCUGACCAGAUGGAGGAUUUGGACGCCAUCACACCAGACAACCUCCCUGACACUGUGGAAAAGAUUGACGGUGAUACAAAGACAGUAGUUUCGUAUGAAGUACAAGACGAAAAAAUAGUCAAAGUCACUCGAGAGUACAAGAUAGAGCGUCACAGAGUACCCAAGGCCAUUGCUUCUCGUAGGAAAUGGGCUAAGUUUGGGGAUGCAGAGCAGGACACCCCGGAAGGUCCUGACCCUGCCACCACUCUCAUCUCAGACGACGUCUUUCUCACACUCACAUCCAACAAAGAGGACCUGGACCAACAAGACGAGGACCCUCUGAAGAAGCUCAAGGACCAGGCCAAGGGAAUGGUGACUUGUCGUAUCUGUAAGGGUGACCAUUGGACCACCAAGUGCCCGUACAAGGACUCAUUGGGAGCCAGCACACUCAAAGAACUGGAGGAGGCCGCCAAUCCCAAGGUUGAGUCUGACAUGUCGGCUGCCCAAGCGGCAGCCCCUGGUACAGGCAAGUACGUCCCUCCCCACCAGACCAAGCGACCGGGAGAUCAGGGCUUAGGGUCGAGGAUGGGCAGGGAUGAUGAUCAGUGCACGGUGCGUGUGACCAAUGUCUCUGAAGAUACUCAAGAGGGUGACCUUCGUGACCUUUUCCAGCACUUUGGUAACAUACGAAGAGUAUUUCUUGCCAAGGAUAAAAUCACUCAACAUUCCAAGGGAUUUGCUUUCAUCAGUUAUGCUAUGAAAGAGGAUGCAGCUAAAGCGAUUAAAAAUCUAAACGGAUUUGGAUAUGACCAUCUCAUUCUGAAAGUGGAGUGGGCGAAGCCUUCAAACCCUCCAAAAGCCCACUGAUGAAGAACUACUAUUCCUUAAGAAUUCUUUAUUAUGUGUUUGUUCAAUACUUCAAAAUUAAUGUGUAAUUAUAGGCAAAGA
Molecule: messenger RNA, 1097 nt
Organism: Halichondria panicea
Lineage: Eukaryota; Metazoa; Porifera; Demospongiae; Suberitida; Halichondriidae
Product: eukaryotic translation initiation factor 3 subunit G-like
Exons: 9
Coding region: 123-1016 (297 amino acids)
Cellular component (GO): eukaryotic translation initiation factor 3 complex; cytoplasm
Molecular function (GO): RNA binding; translation initiation factor activity
Source: RefSeq, a predicted model, not a curated record